This is a messenger RNA of Paramuricea clavata, 1059 nucleotides long. Lineage: Eukaryota; Metazoa; Cnidaria; Anthozoa; Malacalcyonacea; Plexauridae. The record is from the annotation of a GenBank genome assembly.
CAGCAUAUAUGUCGAUCAAAUGAUGUCAAAUCCAAAAGAAAAAGCACUAAAUCAAAAGGAAAAGCCAAGAACGACAACUUUGUUUGGACAGACGACGAAGUCGAACUUCUUUUAAAUGUCGUGGUCGAAUAUAAAGUAAAAAGGACAGCAGAAAAUGUCGACUGGGAAUCGUGUAUCACAAAAUACUCUGAUAUUUUGGAUAUGUUUAUCGCACAGUAUCCAUCCCCAGAAAACGCUGAAAUGAUUGGCAAAAGCUUCUCACACAAAGAGCAUGAACUAAGCAAAGCUAGUCUGACCGCAAAACUGAAACAGGUGAGGUUGAAGUUCCGAUCUGCCGUGGAUAGUUGGAGGAAAAGUGGCCAUGGUAGAGUGGUCCUUCUCUACUUUGAAUUAUGUGAACAAAUAUGGGAUGGCUCUCCGGCUACAACCACUUUACCGACAGGAAUAGAAACCAGCGAAAUACAAGACGAACUCGAGUUAAGUAUGUUGAAUUCUCCAAGUCCUGCUAGUAGAUCUGGUACUUCUCCGAGCAGAUGUGGUAACCCUACUAGUAGAGCAAGUACCCCUACUAGUAGAGCUAGUACCCCAUCCACCAGCACCAUAGAGCUUGACGACGAUGAGCGACCUGAGAAUGUGAUUGAGUCCAAUCAACAAAACAAUGAGAAUGCGAAGGAUGCACCAUUAAAGGAAAGGAGAGACUUACUGGACGCUAGAUUGAAGGGAUACAGGCAAGAAAAGCUGAAACGAAAACUUUCCAUCGACUCUCAAUUGUUAAGUGUUGCUCAAGAUGAUGUUGAGAUUAAGAAAAGGUUGAUAGAGAAGCUGGAUAACAUGGACAAACAGCAAGCAAACAACAUGAGUAAACUGACUUCAAAUAUGGAACAGCUGACUGGGUCCAUAAUAGAAGGCUUUGCUAUGCCAAGGCAAGUAAUGCUUCAACCAUGUGCCAUGCCACAACAGUAUACAGCACCGCAACCUGUUUAUCUUGACUCCUACAACAGAAUGCCUCAGCACCAGCAUUCAGCAACCCAGGAGUACGGAAAAUACUGUAAACAGUGA